AUGAAUCGAAUUGCCCCUGGCGGCUCGCAGCUCUACAUCGCCAAUGCCGACGGUAGUAACGCAGCUCCUUUGAUGAGCAAUCAGACCUGGGUCAUGGACUAUCACCCUUCUUGGUCGGCCGACGGCAACUGGAUCAUCUUCACUAGCGAACGGCGCGGCGAUGGUCAGUCUGACCUAUACCGCGUGAAACCCGAUGGUACUGGACUGGAGACGCUUGUGUCAACGGACUGGUUUGAGGACUCUGGCGUCCUGUCUCCUGACGGUACCAAGCUUGCCUAUGUUUCGACCGAAGGAAACUAUACCGCCAAUAUCUGGGUCAAGGACUUGACCACGGGUGUGGCCCAUAACCUGACCGACACAGAGUCUACACGCCCCAGCAAGGUCGCUCCCCAGGGUCACUACCGACCCUCAUGGUCUCCGGAUGGCGAAUGGGUUGCUUUUAGCUCUGAUCGCAACACAGAAUGGACAGGUCACGGAGAAGGGACAGGCUGGGAGCAUACUCAGACGCUGUCAAUCUACGUCGUCCGGCCUGAUGGAUCCGACCUCCGCCAGCUCAUCACUGAAGAUGGAUAUUCUCUCGGUACACCUUCCUGGUCGCCCGAUGGGAGCCGUAUUUUAUACAAUAGGGUAUCGCGCGAAGACACCUACUCAUCGCAUGGAACAGCCAGUCAGAUGGCAACCAUUGCAGGCCAGAUUCUUAGUGUCGAUGUGGCUACUGGUCUUGAUGUCCUCAACCAUACUUCUGGUGACUUUCUCAAAGUUGGUCAGCACUAUAUUGGCAACAGCAGCAAUAUAGGUUACCUCAUCAAAGGCGGUUCUAGCGAAGGUAUUAACUACACUGCACCUGACACCUCGCACAAAGCCUUCAAUCAUACUUGGCUGCGUGAUCCAUCCUGGUCACCUGACGGUUCCAAAGUCGUCUAUGAGGUGCUCUCUUGGGAGCAACGGCCAGCGGGCCGUGAGCUCUUCAGCUGGGACAGCGACUGGGACUAUCGAUUCAUGGAUGUAUUUCCCGUGCUCAACAAUGCCACUAGCCGCAUCGCUUUCACCCAGAAGCAGCUUGGUAACUCAUCUGCUGUUGUUUCGACGCCUGAAUAUACGGAGCUUGAAGAUGUCUUGGAUGUGUACGAUGUUUGGGACCCCAGUAACUCGACUGAAUUUGCUUAUAUCCAGUCGGGCCUUGGAGGCGCGUUCCAACCUACAUUCUCUCCCGACGGCUCCCAGAUUGCUGUUGGUUUUGGUACAUGGUUCUUCAACCGCAACGCAAACCCAGCCACCAUCUACAUCACCAACACCAACGGCAGCGGUUUUGAAGAUCUGACUCAAACUCCCUAUGAGCUGAAUGCCGGAUUCCCGUCAUGGUCGCCCGAUGGUACCCGUGUCGUCUACCGUCUAUGGAACCGCACCAGCGAGGCACCUUUGGGCCUACGCAUUCUUGACCUGACAACUAGAGAGACGAGUAUACUUACAGAGGGUUGGGACAACACGCCCGGCUGGUCGCCGGACGGAGAACUUAUCGUUUUCACUCGCCAGGUCAAUUGGACGUUGGAGUACGGCAGCCGCUGGUAUGAAGAUCGUUUCGACAUCAUGACGAUUCGACCCGACGGCAGCGACCUGAACCGCGUCACUGACAGCCAGGCCAACGACGCCCACGCCGUUUGGUCGUUCGACGGUCGCAUCAUGUGGAAUACUGGGAUGUACGGUUUCCGCGAUGAGUGCGUACUCUUCGAUAAUACUUUCCAACCUUACGGACAGAUCAUGGUCAUGAACGCCGAUGGAUCAGAUAAGCAUAUGGUAACAGAUAGCUUGUGGGAAGACUCGAUGCCAAUGUACGUGCCAAAAGAGUACCUGUAG
This is a messenger RNA of Truncatella angustata, 1854 nucleotides long. RefSeq lists its product as uncharacterized. The transcript has a single exon. The record is from RefSeq and is a predicted model, not a curated record. Bases 1 to 1854 code for a protein of 617 amino acids. NCBI's taxonomy places the organism in Eukaryota, Fungi, Ascomycota, Sordariomycetes, Amphisphaeriales, Sporocadaceae.